Panicum virgatum (switchgrass) is the source of this 5427-nucleotide messenger RNA. Its product is annotated as EEF1A lysine methyltransferase 4-like. The transcript has 10 exons. The record is from RefSeq and is a predicted model, not a curated record. Lineage: Eukaryota; Viridiplantae; Streptophyta; Magnoliopsida; Poales; Poaceae. Bases 94 to 849 code for a protein of 251 amino acids.
UCAACGGACCCAGCCGGCUUCGCCCCCGUUCCCCCAAACCCCAGCUAGCAUUCCCCGUUCCGGCGCCGCCGACGAACCCGUGCUCCGCCAGCGAUGGCCGCCGCCGCCGAGGACGACGUCGCUCCACCCACCGCCUCCGGCUACCUCGACCCCUCCUACUGGGACGAGCGGUUCGGGAAGGAGGAGCACUACGAGUGGUUCAAGGACUUCUCCCACUUCCGCCACCUCCUCGCGCCGCUCCUCUCCCCGUCCCUCUCGGUCCUCGAGGUCGGCUGCGGCAGCUCGCGGCUCGGGGAGGAGCUCCUGCGGGAGGGCGUCGCCGGCGGCAUCACCUGUGUCGACCUCUCCCCCGUCGCCGUCCAGCGGAUGCGCGACCGCCUCGCGGCGCAGGGCACCAAAGGCGUGGAUGUUGUGGUGGCCGACAUGCUUGACCUGCCGUUCGAGCCAGAGAGCUUUGACCUCGUGAUCGAGAAGGGCACCAUGGACGUAUUGUUUGUGGACAGUGGUGAUCCAUGGAACCCCAAACCUACAACAGUAAAUAAUGUGAUGAAAAUGCUUGAAUGUAUGCACAGGGUUUUGAAGCCAGAAGGCAUAUUUGUAUCAAUUACCUUUGGACAGCCACACUUUCGACGUCGAUUUUUUGAAGCUCCCGAGUUUACAUGGUCUGUUGAGUACAGUACCUUUGGUGACGGCUUCCAUUAUUUCUUCUACACACUUAAGAAGGGCAAGAGGUUACUGGAGUCCAAUAAUUACCAAAAUAUAAUACCUGCUGCUCCAAUAAUAAAUAUGGUCCGUGAAGAGCUCGAGAGCGAAGAUUUUAUAUUCCGCACAAAUGUUGAUGAGUUGUGAGUGGCAUGUUAAAAAGCGGCUGCCUUGAUCUUUGAAGGUUUGAUGAAGGUAUGAAGCUAACACAUCAAAAGAGGGACCAGUACCGCGUUGGUAAUCCCACAAUGUUGUCUGUACAAUCUUUUGGAGCAGUGGAGCCUUAUUGCGCAAUGGCGUGCUAGGGAUCUAUGUACAAUAUGAUUGUACAUUGCGUGCUUGUGUCAACACUAGUUAAGAUAUACUGCGAGACCUUUUUCCCCAUUAAUCCAAUUAUGCCAUGGCAGUUUCAUAGGUACAAAAUCAUAUAUUUAGUGGUACUAUUUACUGGGAGUGAGCCUGCUCUAUUUUGUUUUUGUUUUUGUUUUUAGCUAAGGUGGGAUCUUGGAAAUUGCAUGGCUUGGUUUCAGUCGGAUGCAGAAGAAGCUGAAAGAAAUAUGCGCAAACAGUCCCUGGAGUCCAGCAUUUAUCGAAAUUCACUACCUGCUGCUCCAAGAAUAAAUAUGGUCCACGAAGAGUUCGAGAGCGAGGUGGGCUUGCUAGCAUCAACUACUAGAGAGGAGGGCUGAUGAUUCAUGCUUGGCGUCCACAGAUGAUCAGUCUACAGUUUCUUUUGGUGCUGGUGCUGCGAUGCAGCCAAUCCACAAGAGCUUCCUUAUCCACAUGGUAUAUGUCAAAUAUUUAGAUUCUUUACCAUGCAUGAAUAGAUAGAGGAGAGGGAGGUUGACCAACCAUUGUUCCUUCCUUUAUGCUUGGGUUUUAUUACAGUAAUUUGCAAUUUGCCCCAAUCAAACCCAAUCAUUUGUUCUUAAAUAUAACAAAAAAUUAAUUUCCAAUUCAUUCAUUUAAGAGGGAGGGGAAAACUGUUUGUUCAGAUUUCCCAUGUCUGGGCUUGCUGUAUACAUGCAUGUAACUACCAGAAGUACUAAUAUGUGCAAAGAAACAAAGGCAUUAUUAGUGAGGUCAAGGUACUCGUUUUUUCUGUCUCGUUGUACACUUAGCCAGCCUCUUAGUCAAAGCAACUGUUAUAUUUACUGCUUUAUUAGUUUCACAGGAGUCAUCCAGAAACUAAAUAAGUGAUGGAACCGAUGCAAGGGGAUGACAGAUCAAGGUGGAUAGCACAUAGCAAUCAUAACAUAAAAUGCUUCACAAAACUUGAGAUAGAAAGAAUAACCAACAACUAUAGGACUAUUCUUGGGAGGGGCGCCUUUGGAGAAGUUUACAGAGGUGUCCUGGACAAAAAUAAUGUGGUUGCAGUGAAGAGGUUAGUCUGCAAUGUAGGGAAAACUUUGAUCAAGAAUUUCAUGUCCAUCGUGAAGUUAAUCACAAAAAUGUAGUCAGGCUCAUUGGUUAUUGUGCAGAGGAAAAUGCCCUAAUGAUGGUCACCGAGUAUAUCCCUUAUGGAAAUCUGAAUGGCAUUCUUCACAGCAACAACAGCUUUCCCAUCUCUUUGGAAACACGCCUUAGAAUUGCCACAGAGUGUGCAGAGGCAUUGGCAUACAUGCAUUCUUACAUGUAUACUCAGGUCAUUCAUGGGGACAUCAAGCCUGCUAAUAUACUUCUAGAUGGAAGGCUCAAAGCAAAAAUAUCAGACUUUGGAAUAUCAAGACUAGUCAACGACCCAGAUAAAACCUUGUUCACUCAGCAUUUUAUCGGUAGCAUAGGUUACAUGGAUCCUAUGUUUGCUCGGGAUGGACGUCUCACCGUAAAAAGUGAUGUCUACAGUUUUGGAGUUGUCCUGGUGGAACUGAUCACUAGGAAAAGAGCAGCAACAUCAGGUGGAGAAGUCAACAUUGUUGAUGUAUUUACUGAAGCUCUUGCAAAUGGGGUCAGAGGGGUGAGAGAGAUUUUUGAUGCUGAAAUUGCAAGGCAGAACAACAUGAAGAUUCUUGAAGGGGUUGCAAAGCUAGCUGGUGAAUGCCUGAUGAUGGAACAGGGCAGACGUCCUGAUAUGAUUGAUGUGGUAGAACGACUCCGGACACUUGGUAAAGCUUCACAUCAAGUACAACAACGGGUAGAUUUGUUCCCUUGGGCAAGGAAGAGCAAGCCUACCCCUCCAGCUCUGGUGACGAGUUCUCGCCCUCAGGCCUCUGCCAUCGGUUUUCACUUGAAGAGAUGAAGGUUGCAACAAGAAACUUCGAUGAGUCGCUUCUUGUUAAUCCAGAUGACAUUAUUUUUCCAGUUUACUGUGGUGGGAUUGAUGGGCGAGCAACUAGAGUUGCUAUCAUGCGCCCUAGCUACAGGCAUGACCAUAGAUGCCGGGAAUGUGGAACGUGGCCACGUUCCUCGUUCCAUGUUCCUCGUUCCGGAACGGGAACGGGAACGUUCCGGGAACAAUUUAGUGUAAAAAUUCUUCAUAAACGCUGUUCCUCGUUCCGGGAACGUUCCGGUUCCGGGGACGGUUCCGGGAACAUGGCUACUAAGGGCAUGACAGUGGUGGCCAUGAUUUCCGUUCGGUGAUAGAGAUGAGGUCAAAGCUCAACCAGUCAUAUUGCGCCGCUGAUUGGUUAUUGCGAGGAGGACAACGAAAUGAUCCUGGUGUACGAUUUCAUGGCUCGUGGAAGUCUGCACCAUCACUUGUACGAGGACCAACAGGAGCCGCGUCUUACUUGGAAGCAGCGUUUGGAGAUUUGCAUUGGUGCAGCUCGUGGUCUACACUACCUUCACAGAGGUACAAAGCAUGCCAUCAUCCUCGGGAGCCUGAACUCGACAAAUAUUCUCCUCGAUGAGAAUUUGGUUGCCAAGAUUAUUGAUCGAGGUUUGUCUGGUAAUGCUACAGACCACUGGGUGUUAAGUCUCAGCUUUGCACUAGCACCCACUCGUCAACUAACUGAGGAAUCAGAUGUCCAUGCUUUUGGUGCUCUAUUGUUUGAAGUCCUGUCUGGAAAACCAGGUCGGGUUCUUCCAAGGGAAUACAUGUUAAAGUGGGCGUUGCAUUACAAGCGGGAGGGCAAGCUUGAUCAGUUUUUUGACCCUGCUCUUAAGGAAGAAAUUAAUCUACAAUCUCUCAACAAGUUUGUUGAAACAGCUACGAGAUGUGUUGCUGAUCAGGGCAUUGACCGUCCGUCGAUGGAGGAUGUGAUCUCGGGCCUCGAGUGCGCCCUUCAGUUGCAGGUGAAUGCAGAGGCUAGUGGAAGUGGAAGUUAGGAUAACCUUGGUGGCAGGACGUCAAAGUGUGGCAAGAGCAGGCACAUUUUCAGCAGAACGGAUUCUGAUGAGCUUAUAUCUAUCUCAUUUGCUGUGACUGUAUAUGCAUCAUGAGUUCUCUUGUUUUUGUUUCAAAAGGUAUAUGCAUCAUUAGUUGUUUACACGUAGGGGUGGGUAUUCGGUUAGACUGAACCGAACCGACCAGUUCUUAGUCUUUUUUUGAAAUUCCGUCAAACUAGUGGCAGUGCAAAACAAGAGAAACCGAGUUAUUCAGCUUUGAUCAUUUGGUUUGGUUUUCAGUCAUGAUUGAAAAUGAUCCAACAAUUUUAGGAGAGGGAGAAACCAUAGAAAAUCACAAGGAAAAAUGACCCAACCUAGAAAAACAGCUCAUGACUCUGCGUACUUGAGAGAUCAUGGCAGAGCAAACCGACAGCAGGGGCGGAGCCAAGAAGAAGUCAAGCCCCAAGCUGAAAAGCUGAAAAGCUUUCCUGAAAACUUAUCUAUACCUACCUUCUUGCUAGUUUUAAUAUUUUACCUAGUUUUAGUCUAAUGUACCACCGUGUAAAGGUUUAGCAGAACCCGGACUAGAACAUAGUAGGCAGCAUGGAGCCUGGGUCUGCCACUGACACCAGGUGAGGUGGCCGGGUGAUGUUUUGCUAGUUUACAUAGGUGGGUUAGGUGUUAUUUGGAUCUAGGCUGAAAGUGUUGUUUGCUCUUAUGAGCAUUUUGGUUAACCAAGGGUUAAGAUCGAAUGAUCCGGACUAAAACUUGGUAUCUUCGUGUGGGUUAGUGACAUCUGUUGGAGUUCUGAAUGCUCUAACUAUAACUAUAGUUCAGAGGCUAAGUCCGAAGGGCUCCCGUCACUGUCUAGAGGUCGUGCUUCAAGCAAGCAAAGCGUGUGCUUGGUGCUCGCUGCAACCGCGUGAGCCCGCCAGGAGCUCCGCGAGGCCAAAUACUCAGUGGAACCAAUCUGACGGCAAUGGCACAGAAGCAAACACAAAUAAUUUAAACAGUGGCAGUUAGGGGGAGUGAAGAAUAUUUCAAUGGUUAAGAGAAUUCAUAUAAAUUUCAAUCAUAUUGAGGGAAUUUACUAUUUUUUCCUACUCAUGGAAAAGGUAUUCUUAUGCACUAUCUUGGACGUUAGACUAAUAUUGGAUUGGAACCCACAAAAUGAGAAUCCCAGUACAAAUUAAUGGCAGAACUUUCUUUCCGAUAGUUAGCUUGAUAUACACCUUUCCUUUAUUUGUUUUUUUUUCCAAAUAGUGCUCUUGAUUGAUGAUAAUUCGGAGUUACUGACUAUAACAUAGCACCACAUUUUCGUUUGAGUGUUUAAGUGCCAAGAUGUAAAAUUUGACAAAAUUUGACUCCAUGUCGUUUGAAUAAGUGGCAUGAUUUAAAAUGGCGUGUAUUAAAUCUCAGACACUGUGUUUUGCAAACCCACCAAUAACAAAAAAAAAA